UAAUCUUCUGCUUCCACGAUUCUCUUGUAGGCAAUUCCAGAAACCCUACCAGUCAAUGCUAUGCCCUGAAACCAUCCAUUAUUUCUCUCGUAAAACAAUCAUAAAUACUCUCGGUUCAUAUGCUACUAACUCUCAUCCUCAUUGGUUUGUAUCUAUCUCAUUCUUCCAAGUCAUCUAGCUUCUUCCCGUCAUCUCUCAUGGCUUCCCGCUUCUUGUCCCACCCAGAGCCUAACCAGGUCCUUUUUGAGGAAAGUUCAUGUGUGCGAAAGGUGAUACUAAAUAGACCCCACAAGCUAAACAGUCUCACUUAUGAAAUGAUUUCUCGAAUUUUAAGGAAUUUGGAAGUGUAUGAGAAGGAUCCCAUGGUCAAACUUUUGAUUUUAAAGGGACAAGGAAAAGCAUUUUGCGCGGGUGGAGAUGUUGUAGGAAUGGUUCUUUCUAUAAAUGAAGGACAUUGGAGCUUUGGUGCAAGCUUCUACAAGAAACAACUCACCUUAGACUAUUUACUUGCAACAUCUACAAAACCUUUGGUUUCACUUAUUAAUGGAAUUGUAAUGGGUGGAGGUGCUGGAUUGUCCAUGAAUUCAAUGUUUCGGGUUGUCACGGAGAACACUGUAUUUGCUAUGCCAGAAGGACAAAUAGGACUUUUCCCAGAUGUCGGUGCAUCAUAUUUCCUUUCUAGGCUCCCAGGAUAUUUUGGAGAAUAUUUAGGACUUACUGGUGUACGACUAGAUGGAAAGGAGAUGCUUGCUUGUGGUCUUGCUACCCAUUUUGUCCUCUCAAAGGAUCUUGUUUUACUGGAAAAUGCACUAUCUGAGGUGGCUUCUUCAGAUCCAUCAACCAUUUCUAGAGUUAUCAGUGGAUUCUCGAGCAAAAUAUCCUUAAAGAAAGAAAGCGCCUAUAGGAGAUUGGAGACAAUCAACAAAUGUUUCUCAAGGAGGACAGCUGAAGAAAUCCUAUCAAUGCUGGUGACUACGGAAAAUGAGGCUGCAAAUGGAGAUAACAAGUGGAUAAUCCAAGCAAUAAGUUCCAUGAAGUCAGCUUCUCCAACAAGCCUUAAAAUUUUUCUUAAAUUGAUUAGAGAAGGGCGAACAAAAGAACUUAAAGAUUGUCUAAUCCAAGACUAUACAAUCGCUUGUCACAUGUUUCGAAGGACAUUCAAUCCUGAUUUCAUUGAGGGUUCAAGAGCAAAAUUAUUUGAGAAAGGCAAACAACCCAAGUGGGAGCCUUCAAAACUGGAGCUGGUUCGUGAUGAUUUCGUGAAUCAGUAUUUUGAAAAAGUUGAUGAUGCUGAUUGGGAAUAUCUGCAACUUCCUGCUAGAUCAAACCUUGCCAAAACACGGGAAUCAAAACUCUAGCUGGAUUGUGAAAGAUGGUAAAGGAGUAUAAGGAGCUAUAACUCCGAUUAGCAUUUAUAAACUUUAAACUUAAAUUAAUAUGGUACUAUAGUUUAAUUGUAUCACAUUAUUAAGCUACUAGACUGUUUCAUCAUGUGAUGGGAUUUGCAAUUUAUUUAUAUGGUUUUCUUAACUGAAAAAAGUUCCCAUGGCUUUUGCUUA
This is a messenger RNA of Vitis riparia (riverbank grape), 1559 nucleotides long. RefSeq names its product 3-hydroxyisobutyryl-CoA hydrolase 1-like. NCBI's taxonomy places the organism in Eukaryota, Viridiplantae, Streptophyta, Magnoliopsida, Vitales, Vitaceae. The transcript has 14 exons. Gene Ontology annotation, molecular function: 3-hydroxyisobutyryl-CoA hydrolase activity. The coding region runs from base 120 to 1358 and encodes 412 amino acids. Gene Ontology annotation, biological process: L-valine catabolic process. The record is from RefSeq and is a predicted model, not a curated record.